Messenger RNA from Staurois parvus, 331 nucleotides. The record is from the annotation of a GenBank genome assembly. NCBI's taxonomy places the organism in Eukaryota, Metazoa, Chordata, Amphibia, Anura, Ranidae.
UUUAAUUAAUCUUUUUUUUUUUAUUAAUUCUCCUUUAAAGUCUUACUAAACCCACCGCAGUACAAUCAGUCUGUAGAUGCAGUAAAGUAUGCUUAUAUAGUGAAUGCGGGGUCUGGGGAGACCAGAUAUAGUGAAUGCGGGGUCCGGGGAGCCCAGAUAUAGUGAAUGCGGGGUCUGGGGAGACCAGAUAUAGUGAAUGCAGGGUCCGGGGAGAGCGGAUAUAGUGAACGCGGGGUCGGGGGGAGAGCGGAUAUAGUGAAUGCGGGGUCCGGGGAGACCAGAUAUAGUGAAUGCAGGGUCCGGGGAGAGGGGAUAUAGUGAAUGCGGGGUC